Messenger RNA from Yarrowia lipolytica CLIB122, 1464 nucleotides. RefSeq lists its product as uncharacterized. The record is from RefSeq and is a predicted model, not a curated record. Gene Ontology annotation, biological process: glycosaminoglycan biosynthetic process. Lineage: Eukaryota; Fungi; Ascomycota; Dipodascomycetes; Dipodascales. Gene Ontology annotation, cellular component: nucleus. Gene Ontology annotation, molecular function: UDP-glucose 6-dehydrogenase activity; NAD binding.
AUGUCUCGACCAGUCUCUGACCAGCACGUUGCUCACAAGAAAAUCACCAAGGUGUGCUGUCUGGGCGCCGGCUACGUCGGCUCCCCCACGUCGGCGGUGAUUGCCCACAAGUCCGGCGACCUCCAGGUGACGAUUGCCGACAUUUCCACCGAGCGAAUCUCGCGAUGGAUCAACGCCACCAACGAAAAGGAGCUGCCCAUCUAUGAGCCCGGUCUCUUCGACGUGCUCGAGUGCCGAGGCCGAAACCUGCACUUCACCGCCGACAUUGACAAGGCUAUUGAGGAGGCCGAUCUCAUUUUCGUGUCUGUCAACACUCCCACGAAAAAGAAGGGUAUGGGCGCGGGCUUUGCCGCCGACCUGGGCUACGUGGAGUCUGCCACACGACGAAUCGCCAAGGUGGCUACCUCGGACAAGAUUGUGGUGGAAAAGUCGACCGUGCCCUGCCGAACCGCCCAGAGCAUGCGAAAGAUCCUCGAGGCCAACGGCAAGCCCGGAGUGCACUUUGACAUUCUGUCCAACCCCGAGUUCCUCGCCGAGGGUACCGCCAUCAAGGACCUGCUGUCGCCUGACCGUGUUCUCAUCGGCUCCCUCGACAAUGACCGAGGCAAGUCUGCCGCAGCUUCCCUUGCCGAGAUCUACGCCAACUGGGUUCCUCGAGAGCGAAUCAUCACCACCAACGUGUGGUCGUCCGAGCUGUCCAAGCUGGUCGCCAACGCCCUGCUCGCCCAGCGAAUCUCCUCCAUCAAUGCCGUGUCUGCCAUCUGUGAGGCCACUGGUGCUGACGUCGACGAGGUCGCCUACGCCUGUGGUCUCGAUACCCGAAUCGGCCCCAAGUUCCUUAAGGCCUCUGUAGGAUUUGGAGGCUCGUGUUUCCAGAAGGAUAUUCUCAACCUGGUCUACCUGUCUGAGUCACUGCAUCUGCCUGAGGUGGCUGCUUACUGGAAGCAGGUGGUUGACAUGAACGAGUACCAGAAGAGCCGAUUCACCAAGCGGGUCAUCCAGUCGCUCUUCAACACUCUGACCGGCAAGAAGAUUGCACUGUUCGGUUUUGCUUUCAAGAAGGACACUGGAGACACCCGAGAGUCUGCUGCCAUUGCCCUGGCCAAGAACUUUGUGCAGGAGCAGUGCCAGGUGUCUAUUUACGACCCCAAGGUUGAGGAGCAGCAGAUCUGGUUGGAUCUGUCCGAGCCUGGAGUUGAUUCGUCGCUCACUGAGGCCAAGAAGUAUGUCACUAUCGCUAAGGAUGCUUUCGAGGCUGCCAAGGAUGCUGAUGCCAUUGUCAUUGCCACCGAGUGGGACGCCUUCAAGGAUACCGAGCUCGACUACGAGAAGAUUUACGAGCAGAUGAACAAGCCUGCUUUCAUCUUUGAUGGACGACUGAUUCUGGACUCUAAGAAGCUCGAGAAGAUGGGCUUCAAGGUGGAAGUUAUUGGAAAGACAAGAUCUGAGCUUUCCUUUGAGUAA